AUGCACGCUACUUUCUUCCUCGCUUCUACACUCGCGGCCCUGGCCGCCGCCACCGCCAGCAGCACCACCAUCAGCUAUCUCGGUGCCUCAAUCACCAGCGACGUCGAUCUUUCCAAGUACACCAGCGUCGUAGGCUCGGUCGUUGCCGCUGACGAGUCUGCCACUACAUACGACAUCCGCUGCCAAGACGGCGUAGACAUCACCCUUUGCGCCAUUAGCAGCGCGACCCCCUGGAGACUCAUUCAGGGUCCCGCGACUUAUAGCUUCUCGGCCAAUGAGAAGAUCAGCACCGACGGUGGUGUUGCCGAUAUGUAUGCUACUGUCGGUUGCUCGUUCACCCACUCCUCUGAGUCCGUCUCCUGCGCCGGGAGUGUCUCCUACGAUCUCUCCAUCGAUGGCUACUCCACUGCUUCCAGCACCAACGUUGCUAGCGCCACUAUCGAUGCCGAUCAGGUUAGCUACCAUGUUCUGACCGUUACUGGUGGUCUUGAUAUUCUGAAGUCCGCGGCUACGGCGACGGCUACUUCUGUUUCCUCCAAGGAUGCUGCGCAGGCUCAGGUCACUGCUGCCCCUCUGUUCGCUGCCCUUGCUGCCGCUGCCGCUGCCGCCAUGAUUUAA
This is a messenger RNA of Penicillium verhagenii, 618 nucleotides long. RefSeq lists its product as uncharacterized. Bases 1 to 618 code for a protein of 205 amino acids. The transcript has a single exon. NCBI's taxonomy places the organism in Eukaryota, Fungi, Ascomycota, Eurotiomycetes, Eurotiales, Aspergillaceae. The record is from RefSeq and is a predicted model, not a curated record.